This is a messenger RNA of Enhydra lutris kenyoni (northern sea otter), 2155 nucleotides long. Its product is annotated as mex-3 RNA binding family member A. Lineage: Eukaryota; Metazoa; Chordata; Mammalia; Carnivora; Mustelidae. Bases 1 to 1437 code for a protein of 478 amino acids. The record is from RefSeq and is a predicted model, not a curated record. The transcript is spliced from 4 exons. Gene Ontology annotation, molecular function: RNA binding.
AUGCCUAGUCUAGUGGUAUCUGGAAUAAUGGAAAGAAAUGGGGGCUUUGGAGAACUAGGAUGUUUCGGGGGAAGCGCUAAGGACCGAGGGUUGCUGGAAGACGAGCGCGCCCUUCAGCUGGCUCUCGAUCAGCUCUGCCUCCUGGGUUUGGGGGAGCCCCCCGCCCCCACGGCGGGCGAGGACGGGGGAGUGCCAGCACGCCUCUUUCUGACCUCUAGAAAGGUGAAGUCCCGUGGCCUUCCCUUCCAGACGUGUUUGUCCAGGGCUCCAGACCCCAGGAGGUCUGAAGACAAAAGGAGGAGCAAAUUCUCCUUCCUGAGGUCUCUUGAAGGCUGCAAGAUUAAGGCUCUGAGGGCCAAGACCAAUACGUACAUCAAGACGCCGGUGCGCGGCGAGGAGCCCGUGUUCAUGGUGACCGGACGGCGGGAGGACGUGGCCACAGCCCGACGGGAGAUCAUCUCGGCGGCCGAGCACUUCUCCAUGAUCCGCGCCUCACGCAACAAGUCCGGCGCCGCCUUUGGCGUGGCUCCCGCCCUGCCCGGCCAGGUGACCAUUCGCGUGCGGGUGCCCUACCGCGUGGUGGGGCUGGUGGUGGGCCCCAAGGGGGCCACCAUCAAGCGCAUCCAGCAGCAGACCAACACGUACAUCAUCACGCCGAGCCGCGACCGCGACCCGGUGUUCGAGAUCACGGGGGCGCCGGGGAACGUGGAGCGCGCGCGCGAGGAGAUCGAGACGCACAUCGCCGUGCGCACCGGCAAGAUCCUCGAGUACAACAACGAGAACGACUUCCUGGCGGGGAGCCCCGACGCCGGGCUGGACAGCCGCUACUCCGAGGCCUGGCGUGUGCACCCGCCCGGCUGCAAGCCGCUCUCCACCUUCCGCCAGAACAGCCUGGGCUGCAUCGGCGACUGCGCCGUGGACUCGGGCUUCGAGGCGCCGCGCCUGGGCGAGCAGGGCGGGGACUUCGGCUACGGCGGCUACCUGUUCCCGGGCUACGGCGUGGGCAAGCAGGACGUGUACUACGGCGUGGCCGAGACCAGCCCCCCGCUCUGGGCGGGCCAGGAGAACGCCACGCCCACCUCGGUGCUCUUCUCCUCCGCCUCCUCGUCGUCGUCGUCGUCCGCCAAGGCCCGCGCCGCGCCCCCGGGGGCGCACCGCUCCCCCGCCGCCUCCGCGGGGCCCGAGCUGGCCGGCCUGCCCAGACGCCCGCCGGGGGAGCCGCUGCAGGGCUUCUCCAAACUGGGCGGCGGCCUGCGGAGCCCCGGCGGCGGGCGGGACUGCAUGGUGUGCUUCGAGAGCGAGGUGACCGCCGCCCUGGUCCCCUGCGGACACAACCUCUUCUGCAUGGAGUGCGCAGUACGCAUCUGCGAGAGGACGGACCCGGAGUGUCCCGUCUGCCACAUCACAGCCACGCAAGCCAUCCGAAUAUUCUCCUAAGCCUCCUGCCCCGGGCCUCCGGGCUCCCUCCCUGGGCCGAGGGCGCCCCCACCUCCACCCCCUGCCCUGGAUCUGUUUUCCACCCGGGCCUUUUGGAAAUCAGUGGGCUCAGUGGGCAAGGUGCUUAGACGUACUCGAUCCGUGGGGAGGGGGCGGGGAGGCGACGGUGGCUGGGGUGGGGUGGGGUGGGCCACCUUCAGAGCCUCUGGCCACCCCGUCCUGGAAAGGUUGGGAGGGGGCCAGGCAGGAAAUUUUACUAGAGUUACAACUCUGAUACCUCAACACACCCUUCUAUCUGGAAGCAGCUACGAGAAAGUUUUGUUUGGCUAGAGGGGGCCGCUAAGGCAUUCUGACCCCCUCUGCCCAGCCCCCCAUCUGCACCACACCACCCCUUCCUCUCUGGAGGAGAUUGGGGAAAGGGAGGGGGAGAAUUACCAUCUGGAGGUGCUCUUUCCAGCCCUCCAACCCUCUCUGGCCUUGACCUUUGACCUCCUUAUGUGACCCUUUAGACCCCCCCCACCACCACCCCCCAACUGCCAUAUCCCUGUUUGGGCAUCUGCUCCUGGGUUUCCAGUGGUCUGAGGGAGUUGGGGCCCUUUCAGAAGUCUGCACAGAUUCCCUGGGGUUGGAGGGGAGGCAUGUCCAUCCAUAAAGGGCUCAGAGCUCAUCUCCCCACAGAGCUGGAUGGAGGGGUGUGGAGAGCAAGCUCCUCUCACCC